AAAAUCUACAUGGGUCCCGGCUAUGAGCGAAACCAAAACGACGUCGCAUAAAGGGGAAAGCAAAAUAAAUCACCCUGCGACUUUUACUAGGGUUUACGAAAUCAAUCGCCUCCGCCGCUCUCUAACAUCAGCCCUCGUCAAUGGCGCCGAAGAAGGAUAAGGCUCCCCCACCGUCGUCCAAGCCGGCAAAGUCUGGCGGUGGCAAGCAAAAGAAGAAGAAGUGGAGUAAGGGAAAGCAAAAGGAGAAGGUGAACAACAUGGUUCUGUUCGACAAGGCAACCUAUGAUAAGUUGCUUUCUGAGGCCCCAAAAUAUAAGCUCAUCACACCUUCCAUCCUCUCCGAUCGUCUCAGGAUUAAUGGAUCACUUGCAAGAAAGGCAAUUAGAGAAUUGAUGGCCAAAGGUUUGAUCAGAAUGGUGUCUGCUCACUCAAGCCAGCAGAUAUACACUAGGGCCACUAACACCUAGGUGUCGUGUUCGUUUACUGCGACAGAUGGAUUUUGCCAUCGAGUCAUUGUUGGUUUUCUGUUUUAGAUAUCCUGGCACGAUAUGGAUACUGCUGUAAUACGUUUCUAUUUGAUGGUUAUUAAGGCUCUGUUUCUUUUA
Molecule: messenger RNA, 605 nt
Organism: Olea europaea var. sylvestris
Lineage: Eukaryota; Viridiplantae; Streptophyta; Magnoliopsida; Lamiales; Oleaceae
Product: 40S ribosomal protein S25-2
Exons: 4
Coding region: 141-467 (108 amino acids)
Cellular component (GO): cytosolic small ribosomal subunit
Molecular function (GO): structural constituent of ribosome
Source: RefSeq, a predicted model, not a curated record